Plenodomus lingam JN3 is the source of this 996-nucleotide messenger RNA. Lineage: Eukaryota; Fungi; Ascomycota; Dothideomycetes; Pleosporales; Leptosphaeriaceae. The record is from RefSeq and is a predicted model, not a curated record.
AUGGUGCGCGGAUUUGGAGUGUUGCUUGUGCUUGCGGGGACGGGACUGGCGCACCCGGGGAGACAUGAGAAGGUAAAUGCGACGUCGUGGUCGGGGUGGAGGAAUGUGAGGGAGCUUUUUGUCUUUGGGGAUUCGUACACGCAAACUGGGUUCAAUGUCAAUGGCACCCAGCCUAAUGCUAAUAAUCCAUUUGGCAAUCCAGGAUAUCCGGGCUGGACAUCCUCCAAUGGACCCAACUGGAUCGGCUUCCUCAGCACAACAUACAACGCCUCUCGCCUGCUAACCUACAACCUAGCCUACGGCGGUGCAACCGUCGACUCGGCACUCGUGACUCCUUAUGCGCCCACCGUCCUCAGCCUAAAAGAUCAGGUCGAACUGGAAUUCCUCCCAACGUAUGGAUCGCACGACCCGUCCACGCCCUGGUCCUCGCAAUCCUCCCUCUUCGCCUUCUUCAUCGGCAUCAAUGAUGUGGGGAACAGUUGGGCGGCCAACAACAGCACGCUCUACGACGCCAUAUUCGGCGAGUUCGCGGGGCUGGUGGACAAGGUGUAUGCGGUUGGGGCGAGGAAUUUCUUGUUUUUGAGCACGCCGCCUGUGAAUUUGGCGCCGCUUACGCUGGAGAAGGACGAUGGGGGGUGUGCGGUGCGGGAGGAGGGCAAGGUGAUUUUGGAUUGGAAUAAGAGGCUAGAUGGGAUGGCGAGAGAGCUCAAGGCAAAGUAUAGGGAUACAGCGGUGUUUGUGCACGAUACGUAUGGGGUCUAUGAUGCGGUGAUUAAGAAUCCUGGGGUGUUUGAGCAGACGAGAGGAUUGAAGAAUGUGACGGGGUUUUGUGAGGCGUACAAGGGUGGCACGCCGACUUGGUAUACAAAGGAUCCGAGCUGCGAGUAUCCGGUGAAUGAGUAUUUGUGGCUGAAUGAUUUGCACCCUACAUUCCCGGUGCAUAAUGCGACUGCGGCGUCGAUUGCAAAGUUGUUGAAGAAGAGGCCUACCUAUUAG